AGUAUACGUCUAGACUGCAAAUUGGAAAGACUCAAGCGAAAAUCCGUACCAAAAGAAAAAUCGUGACAAAAAUUAUCCACAAAGGGAAAGUGUUAGUCGUUUGGUUAACUUAGUUGUUUAUUGUGUGUAACAGAAGGAAAUAAGGAAAAUUCCUUAGCCAAUAAGUUUUAAGUGAAAAAAUAUGGCCUUAAGUUCUAAUAAUCGUAAUGAUAACAUUGAAAUGGAACCACUCACCACAAAACAAAUUCCGGGCGCAUUGUGCACAACACCGAAGCCGAAAAGAGCGAAUGCGAAAAAAUUGCAAUUUUCUACCCCCGAAUUUAGUGUGACACCAAUUUCAACAAUAUCUGGAAAUCCUAGACUAAUGCCCAGCCGACGGAGAGAGGAAGCAAUGGUUAUGGCUAAUUUGAGGAAGCGUGUAGCGGCUUGUGAUUUAACACGAACAAGACCUACACCCGAAGACCAAAAUGCAAAUGAAGCUGAACAAGAACAACUCGAUAACAGACCGUUAUUGCCGAAGGUUAACUCAAAGCGUGAUCUGAAAGACGGCGAAGAAUCACCGAAACCUAUUUUACAGGACAAAGAUUUUAUUUUGGAUUGUUUAUGCUGGCACAAUGAAUAUCGCGCUCGGCAUUCAGCACCAGCGUUAGUAAUAUCACCGGGGCUAUGCGACCAUGCACAGCAGUGGGCGAAUCACUUGGCUAGUACGAACGAAUUUUACUAUCGGUCGCAAAAGAACCUUGGGCAAAACCUUUUCUGUUGUCCCAUCUCAGCACUUGUCACAGAUUUGACUGGUCAAGAAGUCGCUUCCUAUUGGUAUAGUACCGUGAGGCGUUACAAUUAUUUUAAAGAUAUAAAUCUGUUGCAUACGAACGUUAAUGCCGGUCACUUCACUCAGAUGGUAUGGAUCGGCUCUAAAUACUUUGGUGUGGGAAAAGCUACAUCGAGUACGGGAAAAAUAUUUGUUGUGGCUUACUACUACCCUGCAGGUAACGUCGUCAAUGCCUUCCACGAAAAUGUACUGUUCCCGAUUCUGGACGACCAGGACCAUCCGAAGUCGCCCAAGGAUUUGGACAACAACCCAAUUGCGCCGAUCUUAAAAGUGAGUGGUACACAUUAGAACGAAAUCAAAGGACGGUGCGUAAUAUUGUAACGGUUUCGUAAUGAUGUGUACCACGAUUACCAUAAAUCUUCCAAAAAACGCAAAAAUUGAUUAUUAAAAUGUGAAAAAUCAUUAGUUUUGGAUAAAAGUUGAAAUUAUGCAAAAUGUUGUUAGGAACAAAUUGAAUUCCAAGAGGCCUGAAUGUGUUUUCGUUUCUGUUAAAUUCAAUUCGCUCACAUUUUGAAGCGUGUAGUAGUUGCUAGGUUUGUACAAUGAAAAAAUAUUUUUUUUAAGUUUAGCUUUUUGUAAUAGAUUUACCCGAAAAUAUUUACAUUGAGUACGCUUAGCACGCUCAAUAUGUUACUUAACAGAUCGUGAGCUGAUAAUUUAUUUCAAAUCAAGAACCUACAAGCAGAUAAAUACCGGCCCUUACAGCCAGUCAUGUAAUCUGUUAUUAUCAACAUCGACAGAGAAGACGAUGAGCGUUCACUCAAAAAUGUUUGCUAAAACGAAUGAAGUAGUAGAUCUGUCUGUUAUGGAUUAUAUCAGAUAAAGUGGUAGAUUCGAUACAUUCUUCGAUAAUAAUUCCCGUAUAGUCUUGGAUGUAUCCAUGCAGUCCUAACAGGGCUUACU
Molecule: messenger RNA, 1735 nt
Organism: Bradysia coprophila
Lineage: Eukaryota; Metazoa; Arthropoda; Insecta; Diptera; Sciaridae
Cellular component (GO): extracellular region
Source: RefSeq, a predicted model, not a curated record